CAAAUCAACAAAGUUGGCUCGAUCCAUUUAGCUCACAUUUAAGCCACGCAAUUCAUAAGCAGGAAGACAAUGCUUCAGGCUUCAUUGUUCGUGAGUCUGAUCCUGAUUCAGAAGCUGCAUUCUUAAUUUCUCGAGGCGCUGCGAGCAACUGACGAGCGUGAUGAUGAUUAAGAUACCUGCCAACAAGGUCUUCAUCUUGGUGGUGAUGGUGGUGAUCGUCGUGAGCUGGAGGUUCGAAGACGUGGACGCAUCGUCCCGAGAGUUAUUCAGAAGCCCGGGAAUCACGAUCGUGACGGCGGAGGAAGAUGUCAAAUCCUUCGAGAUGUUUGAACUUCCGACGGAUUUCAAGCCAGGCGAUCUCAAGUCUGCACAUCGAGAGUUCAAGAGGCCUCUGAAGGGAGAACGGUCUACUCUGAGGAGACUGCUUGCUCCUGAAGACAGCAGGAAACCGCCGUCUAAUGGAGAGGUUUAGUCCGAUCAGUAAUCAAUAUAAAUAGAAAACAGCCACCUCAUGAUACAUACAUAUUGCACAUUCACAAUAGACUACGAUCAGACUACAGCAAAUAUGUGCUUUCAUAUCCUACAAACAAAAUUAAUAGAAUUGUGAACGUUACAAAAGUUUUUGUGACAUAAACACUCCGCUGAUUUUAUUACCAAUGUAAUUGCAUCAACUUGAAUAUAAUGUUCAUCGAUCC
Marchantia polymorpha subsp. ruderalis is the source of this 695-nucleotide messenger RNA. The record is from the annotation of a GenBank genome assembly. NCBI's taxonomy places the organism in Eukaryota, Viridiplantae, Streptophyta, Marchantiopsida, Marchantiales, Marchantiaceae.